UCAUCGGUGCCUUCCGCUUUUGUGCUCAACUCCUCGGCCAGUCGCUAGCCCAUCCGCUUUCAAGAUAUCUAGUCGCUCAGAAAUUACAAAACCCAGAAGGGCGCGCGCGCGCGCUAGAGAGAGGUAGAAACUCGAAAACUGCAAUUAGAGAAGGUGUAAAAAGAUCUAAUAAUAGAAUCAUUUUAGGUUUUCAUAUUCGGAGAGAUCAUACACUGUCCUCUCCUGAUUUGAAUCUCCAAUGGCGCUUCGAAGAUCAUGCAUUCUCUUUCUAUUAUGCGCUCUGUCGUAUGCCCUAACCGCCAUUGCAGGGAAGAGCUAUUAUGAUAUAUUGCAAGUGCCAAAGAGCGCAUCGGACGAACAGAUCAAGAGGGCCUACAGAAAGCUGGCAUUGAAGUACCAUCCUGAUAAGAAUCCGGGAAAUGAAGAGGCUAAUAAGCGAUUUGCUGAGAUUAACAAUGCGUAUGAGGUGUUAUCGGAUCAACAAAAGAGGGAUAUCUACGAUAAGUAUGGAGAAGAAGGGCUUAAGCAGCACAUGGCUAAUGGAGGGAGAGGUGGAGGAAUGGGGAUGGAUAUUAACGACAUCUUCAAAAGUUUCUUUGGUGGAGGAGGCGACAUGGAAGAAGAAGAGAGAAUCGUGAAGGGUGAUGAUGUAGUUGUUGAAUUGGAUGCGACACUAGAAGACUUGUACAUGGGUGGCUCACUGAAGGUCUGGAGGGAAAAAAAUGUUAUAAAGCCAGCACCUGGAAAAAGACGCUGUAACUGCAGAAAUCAAGUAUAUCAUAAGCAAAUUGGUCCAGGGAUGUUUCAACAAAUGACGGAGCAGGUCUGUGAUCAAUGCCAAAAUGUCAAAUAUGAACGGGAGGGAUAUUUUGUUACAGUUGAUAUUGAGAAAGGAAUGCAAGAUGGACAAGAGGUGGUUUUCUAUGAAGAUGGUGAACCAAUAAUAGAUGGGGAGCCUGGAGAUUUGAAGUUCCGUAUUCGUACAGCACCCCAUGAUCGCUUCAGAAGAGAAGGCAAUGACUUGCACACAGUUGUGACCAUCACGCUGGUGCAAGCGCUUGUUGGUUUUGAGAAGACCCUUAAACACCUCGAUGAACAUUUAGUGGACAUUAGCACAAAGGGAAUCACAGAGCCCAAGUCAGUAAGGAAGUUCAAAGGGGAAGGGAUGCCACUGCAUUUCAGCACGAAAAAAGGUGAUCUCUAUGUCACUUUUGAGGUUCUUUUCCCCACUUCACUGACUGAAGACCGAAAGAGGAAGAUCAAGGAAAUUCUUGGUUAGGGUGUAGGAUCAAAUUCUUUUGUUGGGUUCCAAACUGUUCUCCAGUGUAACAUGAGAUUAUUAUAUAGAAGUUCAGGAAGACGAGAGACUUUUGUUUUCUUUGUUAAGUAGAAGCAUACGCAUUAAUGGAACUCCAUUUUGCCUAGCUGAGCGAAAGUUUUCCUUGUUUUCAAGGUGGCAUGUUAUGUAGAGUACAAUAGAAAUUGAAAUCAACAAGGAAUUGCUUUUGAUUA
This is a messenger RNA of Manihot esculenta (cassava), 1512 nucleotides long. RefSeq names its product dnaJ protein ERDJ3B. The transcript is spliced from 10 exons. Bases 239 to 1279 code for a protein of 346 amino acids. Gene Ontology annotation, biological process: protein folding. The record is from RefSeq and is a predicted model, not a curated record. Lineage: Eukaryota; Viridiplantae; Streptophyta; Magnoliopsida; Malpighiales; Euphorbiaceae.